Candidozyma auris is the source of this 780-nucleotide messenger RNA. RefSeq names its product isoamyl acetate-hydrolyzing esterase (gene IAH1). The transcript has a single exon. Lineage: Eukaryota; Fungi; Ascomycota; Pichiomycetes; Serinales; Metschnikowiaceae. The coding region runs from base 1 to 780 and encodes 259 amino acids. The record is from RefSeq and is a predicted model, not a curated record.
AUGGCCUUAAAUUUUGACAAGUUCCUCCUAUUUGGCGAUUCCAUCACCGAGUACUCUCACCAGCAGCCAGGCUUCUCAUUGGCAGCAGCGUUACAAAACGACUACACGAGGAAAUUGGAUGUGGUCAAGCGUGGUUUUUCUGGCUACAACACAAGGUGGGCUCUCCCGAUCUUGAAAAAAGUGUUGGAGGAAGAAUCCAAGGGCUCGGGAAGCAUCCGGAUCAUGUACAUCUUCUUGGGCACCAACGAUGCGUCGACGACGUUCCAGCAUGUGCCAAUUGAAGAGUAUAAGCAAAAUAUGACUCAGAUGGUGCAAUUGGCUGAGGAAAGAGGCAUAAAGGUAAUCAUUGUGGGGCCAGGUUUGCACGACCAGCGUAUGGCGGUGGAGCACUUUAAGGAAAAGGGAACGCCACUUGCACAACCAUUCUCAAGCUCCAGAGCCACGAGAGAGUAUGCUGAUGUGGCAAGGGAGGUGGCGCUUUCACACAAAUUGCCGUUUAUAGACUUGUGGUAUUUGUUCCAGAAGGAUGGAGGCUGGUCUUCCGAGGAGCUCUUGCAGAAAGAACCCAACUUGAGCGAAUACUUGAAGGACGGGAUUCACUACACGCCAAAAGCAUAUGAGGUGUUCUAUGACGCUUUGAUCAAGCUGAUCAAGGCACAUUAUCCGGAGUUGCACCCUGAUAACCUCCCUCGUCACUGCCCUUACUAUGGGGACAUUGACCUUGACAACUACGAGGACUCGAUUUUGCGGGGCCCAAAAAGUCUAGAGAGGACAGCUUAG